Molecule: messenger RNA, 4292 nt
Organism: Triplophysa dalaica
Lineage: Eukaryota; Metazoa; Chordata; Actinopteri; Cypriniformes; Nemacheilidae
Gene: pde6c
Product: phosphodiesterase 6C, cGMP-specific, cone, alpha prime
Exons: 22
Coding region: 283-2844 (853 amino acids)
Biological process (GO): visual perception; signal transduction
Molecular function (GO): protein binding; 3',5'-cyclic-nucleotide phosphodiesterase activity
Source: RefSeq, a predicted model, not a curated record
CUUUGCGUUUGAUUGGAUUGUCUCCCAUGAAAUGACCAGGGUGGGAUUUGCGGGUUAAGAAAGCUUAGAGGUUUAAUGUCAUGACGUCACUGUAAUUAGCGGCCGCUUUGAUCCCUUCAGCCCGUAAGCCACCAUUCCCUGCCGCCCGCCCGAGCCGUGAUCACCACACUAGAGGAUGAACGCUUCUACAGGCUGGUACCACUGACCACCUCUCACUUCUCAUACUGACGGCCCACGAGCAAUGAAUCUGUGAGAGGAGGACGUCCAGAGAAGAACCUCGACAUGGCAGACAAGGACAGCGUGGAGAAGUACUUGGAGAACAACCCUCAGUUCGCCAAAGAGUAUUUCGACAAGAAGGUGCGGGGCGAGGUGAUUGCGGCGGCUUUCGCCGAGAACCUCGACAUCAAAGACACGGCCUCGUUCAAAGAUGUCAGCCAAAUCCAGGAGGCCAACAUCAUCUUCGACAUGGUGAAAGAAAUGCAUUCGCAGCCAAUUAUGGAGAAGGCCAUGCACAAGGUUCUUCAGAGGAUAUGUAUGCUGGUCAACGCCGAGCGCUGCGGUUACUUCAUCUGCAGGGCGAGAAACGGCAUUCCGGAGCUGGCCACCUGCCUCUUUGACAUCACCCCCACCUCCAAGUACGACGCCAACGUGGUCAAUCCUCAGUCUGAAAUCGUCUUUCCUACCGACAUCGGCAUAGUUGGGCAAAUAUCCAUCAACAAAAAAGCUGUCAAUAUUCCUGAUGUUAAACAGAAUUCUAAAUUCAGUGACUUUGUGGACAAGCAGACAGGCUAUACGACUAAAAACAUGAUGGGAGCUCCACUGAUGAACAGCAAAGAGGUGCUCGGGGUCGUAAUGGUAUUAAACAAAGUGGGAGGAACUGAAUUCAGUAAAGCAGAUGAAGAACUCUUCAACAAGUACAUCACGUUUGCCACGGUCAUUGCUCUUCAGCAUUACACCACAUACAUGUAUAACGUCGAGUCUAGAAGGAGUCAGGUUCUUCUGUGGUCCGCUAGCAAAGUGUUCGAAGAGUUAACGGAUAUAGAACGUCAGUUUCACAAAGCGCUGUACACCGUCAGGACCUACCUUCAGUGUGAUAGAUACUCUGUGGGUCUGCUGGACAUGACCAAAGAAAAGGAGUUUUAUGACGAGUGGCCGAUUAAACUGGGAGAUGUGGAGCCGUACAAAGGGCCAAAGACCCCUGAUGGACGAGAAAUCAUUUUCUACAAGAUUAUUGAUUAUCUUCUAGAAGGCAAAGAGGAGAUCAAAGUCAUACCGAACCCUCCUGUGGACCACUGGGCACUUGUUAGCGGCCUUCCAACUUACGUGGCUGAAAACGGCAUGAUUUGUAACAUGAUGAAUGUAGCUGCUGAUGACUACUUCACAUUUCAGAAAGAAGCUGUGGAUGAGUCAGGUUUCAUCAUCAAGAAUGUCUUGUCUCUUCCCAUCGUGAACAAGAAAGAAGAAAUUGUUGGCAUCGCCACUUUCUUCAAUCGAAAAGAUGGCAAACCCUUUGAAGAACAGGACGAACAAAUAACUGAGGCCCUGACGCAGUUCCUCGGCUGGUCGGUUCUCAACUGCGACACAUAUGACAAACUGAACCGGAUGGAGUGGAGGAAAGAAAUCUAUCAAGAAAUGGUCAUGUACCAGACCAAAGCCACACUAGAUGACGUCCAACUGAUUCUGAACACAAAGGAAAAGUUCAACCAAAGUCCAGAAGACUGUGAUCAGAAGGAAAUGUACAAACUCUUGAGAGCCACCAUUCCUGUGGCCAAAGAUGUCGAUUUGCUAGAAUUUCAUUUCAGCGACUUUCCGCUGUCAGAGUUUGACUUGAUCAAGUGUGGCAUCCGCUGUUUCUUUGAGCUUGGAGUGGUGGAGAAGUUCAAAGUACCACCAGAGGUCCUGACUAGAUGGAUGUACACCGUACGGAAAGGUUACAGAGACAUCACCUACCAUAACUGGAGACAUGGCUUUAACGUGGGCCAGACCAUGUUCUGUCUUCUGCAGACCGGAAAGCUGAGAAGAUAUUACUCAGACCUGGACGCCUUUGCAAUGGUCGCAGCUGCGUUCUGUCACGACAUCGACCACAGAGGCACCAACAAUCUCUACCAGACAAAGAGCGGAGCACCUCUGGCCAAGCUUCACGGCUCCUCCAUCUUGGAAAGGCACCAUCUUGAAUACAGCAAGACUCUUAUGGCAGAAGAGAGCGUCAACAUUUUCCAAAGUCUGCAGAAACGGCAAUUUGAGAAUGUGCAGCACUUACAUGACGUCUGUAUCAUUGCCACUGACCUGGCCUUAUAUUUCAAGAAAAGAACAAUGUUUCAGAAGAUCGUCGAAACCACGGAGCCCAUGAACGAUGAGGAAGCGAUUGGCUAUGUGGCCAACAACCCCAUCAGGAAGGAGAUCAUCAUGGCGAUGAUGAUGACCGGAUGUGAUCUGUCCGCUAUCACCAAGCCAUGGGAGGUCCAGAGCAAAGUAGCUCUCAUGGUAGCAGCUGAAUUCUGGGAGCAGGGAGACUUGGAGAGGACUGUGCUAGAUCAACAGCCCAUUCCAAUGAUGGACAGAAACAAAGUGGAUGAACUUCCCAAGAUGCAGUGCGGUUUUAUUGACUUUGUGUGCUCAUUUGUGUAUAAGGAAUUUUCAAGGUUCCACAAAGAGAUCACCCCCAUGUUUGAUGGCUUGAACAACAACAGGGUCCACUGGAAGGAACUGGCUGAUAUUUACCAGGCUAAAGUUGAUGCUGUGGAGAACGAAAAAAAGAGGCUUGAGGAGGAAGAAGCUAAAAAAGGAACCACGGGUGGAGAUACUGGAGAAGGAGGGAAGUCCAAAACCUGCACCAUAUUUUAAACAUCAUGUGUCAGGGAAGCAGAGAAGCACACAGACGUCCAGCUGGCCAUCAUGUAGCUGGAGGUGAUGCAUGCUCCCAGGAUUUUUUAACACCAUCUUCCUCCUGCUCCUGUCUUAUUUCCCCCGCAUGGGCCUCCUCCAAGUGAACACGUAGCUAUUCACCAGAAACGGAAGAACUGUACGUUUCUCUUGCUGAGUGGAUGACACAGGAAUCUUCACCAUAUUGACUCGUUCCAUUGACAGGAGGAAAGCAGACACGUGCAACUGUUAUACCUGCCGUACCACAACUCGACACAAUCGUAGCAAUCUGCUGUAGUUCAUGCAGCUUAUAUGUGACUUUUAAAUCCAAGACACUUGAUUCUUUGGCUCUCAAGACAUUCUGAUGUCAACAGGAACAUUUAGAUGUAGAGUUAACUUUGAUGAGCAUUCGUUUCAUAUAUUUGACUAGUUUGCAUUUAGGCAUUUAUCCAAAGCGACAUACACCGGACUCAUGUUCCCUGGGAAUUGAACCACGCCAACUGAGCAACAGGAGCACUUUAAUAACUCUAGAAUCACUAAGUUUAGCUUUAAACUGCAUCAUUCGUCUGACAAAAUCUGUCCCACGUAAACUCCUGAAAAACACAUUCAACCUCAAAUCAGUUGCUUUGUUUUUGGAUUGAAGGACCAACACAGUUGAACAGGAACUGCAUUAGAAACUGGAGGAUGACUGAUUGCCAGGCUAAACAUCAGGACUCGCAGGGUUAAGUUAUGGAUAUAACAAGACUUUUCAAUCUUUUAGACAUAGGAAUCCUUAUUUUGGUUUUGUGUGACGAAGGCUGUGUCAACAGAACCUGUAUUUGGGAACGUUAACGCUAGAAACGUUGACCUGCAAAACUUUGACGUCUUUGUUCUUUUAAUGAUACCUAAACCUACAUCAAACAUAGUUUGCGAACACAAUGUAAUAUUUGAAAGUAUAACAUUGAACUUGUCAUUACAUAGAAUAUCAAUUCUUUAUAUAGCGGUAUUUGUUUGUACCAAACGUUGACAUUAUUUUUCAGGAAAAGCAAGUGGGAUGGGAUAUUUACGGGACAUGACAGGAGGGAACAGUCAGUACUUGAACUUGUGUAAACCGAUAAAGAGAUUGGAGUGAGUUUGCCUGGGCGGAGCUCCUGAGAUUCCCUCAGAUUUAACCGUUAAACAUCGAGCUUAUUUACUGCUGGAGAGAUCUCUUCUGACACAACAACACGCCACAAAACCAUUUCAGAAGCUCUAAGUCACUUUCUUUUUUCCCCAAAACUGUUUGUUCAAAGAGGUCAAUGUUAAGAAACCAAUUUUUUUUUUAAAUUAACUAAAGCAGUUUGAUAAUAACAAGCUAAAUGAACCUUUUUGUCUUAUUAAGAUGAAGACCUUUAAUCCAAUAACAAAAGUCACGUCGGUUCCUCAGAGACUAAAUAACUGUGACUGCGCUU